UGAGAUAUCUCGCAGAAUCCGGAGAGAUGCCCAACUUGUUGGCAAGCGAUUUCGGCGAUCGUCGGCGAUAUUCUAGGGCGACAGUCAAUUUGUGAACAGAACAAACUAAUUUCAAAGCUAAUUGUGUUAUUCUUUUGCCGAAUCCAAAUUCGAUCAUCGUCUCCGCCUUUCCCUCUGCUCUACUCAUGGCGGAAUGAAGAAUAUCGACUACCAGCGGUAGGGGAAACUCCACCGCUAGACGAGCGAACGUCAAAUUAUCCUAGGCAUCCCCGGUUCUUCCUUUUUGCUCCUCGUGAUUCCCUUGUAUAGGUUUGAUUGUUCCCUUUGUGGUUUGACGGGCUAGGGUUCUGUUCUCGAUCGUCUAUCUUUUGUGUUUAAUCUCAUAAAGGUAGUAGCUUUUUGCUAGGGCUUUCGAGAUUGCUGAGAUCGUUGAAUUUAUUCUUCCGGGGACGAGCAUUCGUCCUCGAUGUCAAGGCAUUGUCGAUUGACGAGAGCUAUUUCGUAGCAAAAGUUUGAAUAUUUGUGGCGCAUGCUUUGAGAUUUGGGGACAGCCGUGCUUGCUCGGUCCAUUAGAUUAGAAACCUAGUUUUUAGGUCGAUCUGGAUGACACCAUACUGUGCGUUAUUGACUUGCUGCGUAUGAAAAGGAUAUAAAGGCUCUGAUAUUGUUUCUGCUUAUGGGCUGCCUUUGUUCCAAGGGCUUGCUUGAUGAUGAUGGUGUGCCGGAUCGAUCUAAGUCCUUGAACCGUAUUGUCACAUUCUCACAGAAAGACGAGGUUGUGACUGCCAUCGUUACUGCAACACUUAGUGGAAACCAUAGCAGUGCUAGAUUUUCAUCCAAGCGAUAUGAGAAUUCAGACACCAGCUCCUCUGUCUCCUCGGAGGAAGAAGAGGAUUCCACAGCCGUUCAGAGUACCGGCCAUGUCGGAGCACACAACAGACGAGCCACUGUGGACGUUGGAGCACAAAAAAAUGGCUCCAGUGUUAUGGGUUCUUCUCGCAAUAUCGAAGGUGAUUUGGGAAUUGGUAGUGUGCCCAAUGGGCUUGCAGGGGAGCAAGUAGCAGCAGGUUGGCCUUCUUGGCUUACAGAUGUUGCUGGGGAAGCAAUAAACGGGUGGCUACCCAGGAGAGGUGACUCAUUUGAGAAAUUAGAUAAGAUUGGAGAAGGAACUUAUAGUCAUGUCUUUAGAGCCCGUGAUCUUGAGACCGGUAAAAUUGUUGCUCUCAAGAAAGUGAGAUUUGUUAAUAUGGAUCCAGAAAGUGUUUGCUUUAUGGCAAGGGAAAUUCGUAUUCUACGGAGACUUGAUCACCCAAAUGUCAUAAAGCUUGAAGGAAUAAUCACGUCACGGAUGUCAUGCAACUUGUAUCUCAUAUUUGAAUAUAUGGAGCAUGAUCUAGCUGGACUUGCAGCAAGAUCUAGUGUCAGAUUCACUGAGCCACAGGUAAAGUGUUAUGUGAAACAGCUGCUUGAAGGCCUUGAUCACUGUCAUAGUCGUGGGGUCUUGCAUCGAGAUAUAAAGGGCUCAAAUUUAUUAAUUAACAAUAGUGGCAUACUCAGAAUAGCAGAUUUCGGCCUUGCAACAUUACUCACUGUUGACCAAAAUCAACAGUUGACAAGUCGCGUAGUAACCUUGUGGUAUAGGCCUCCUGAGCUUUUGCUCGGUGCCACGGAGUAUGGUGCUGCUGUUGAUUUGUGGAGCUCUGGUUGCAUUCUUGCAGAAUUAUUUGCUGGGAGGCCGAUCAUGCCUGGAAGAACUGAGGUGGAACAACUGCACAAGAUCUUCAAGCUCUGUGGUUCACCUUCAGAAGAGUACUGGGAGAAAUCAAAGCUACCCCACGCGACCAUAUUCAAACCUCAGCAUCAGUAUAGGUGCUGUCUCACUGAGACUUUCAAAGACUUCCCACCUACAGCUUUAUCUCUCCUCGAUUAUCUUCUUGCUAUAGAACCAGAGAAAAGGGGAACUGUUGCCUCGGCCCUCCAAAGUAAGUUCUUCACAACAAUGCCAUUCGCCUGUGAUCCUUCAAGUUUGCCUAAAUAUCCUCCAAGUAAAGAGUAUGAUGCCAAACUUCAGGACGAGGCUAGGAGGCAGAGAGCAGCCGCCCGGGCAUCUGAAUCAGUCAGGCCACAUAAUAGGGUUUCCAGAGCAAUGCCAGCACAAGAACGGCAGAAUUCACAUGGAUAUCUGAAUACGAAAAGCAUUGGCAAGAAGUACGAAGAACAGGAUGAUGCUGCAUCUGGGUUCCCAAUGGAACCUCCUGGAGGACCAUCACAAAAUGUCUCCUCUCAUCCUGGCAUUCACCCGAAUGCAUUGGUUUCUACUUUGUCUGGGAGGAAACAAGAACAGGCCCGUCACGCUCCAAGCCGGACGUAUUCCUCAAUGAGGGUGCCAAAUGGUCUUCAGUUAAGGCCACAGACGUCGUACCGGCCUCACCUAGGCGGUGCCGAUUUCUCAGACAUCUCAGGUUCAUUUGCCACGAGAGGCAAUGCUGGCUCUCGACAAAAUCAACUUGAUGGAGGUCGACAUGCUGAACAUAAGAAAAACGACAUAGUCAUUGCCAAGGAACCAGCACAAGUAUAUGGACAUCCUAUAAGAAGAAUUCACUACUCAGGCCCUUUGAUGCCACCGGGCGGAAACAUGGAAGACAUGCUCAAAGAGCACGAGAAGCAGAUCCAACAGGCUGUUCGCAAAUCGCGGAAGAACUUCUGAUGAGCAGCUCCUUGAAACAUGCUUGCCGUUCCAUCAUAGACUAAAACAUUGACAUUGUAGUAGAUUUUAACUUUAGUUGUCUACUUCGAUACACAUGUACAUCAUCCUAGAAAGUAAUCCUUGCACCUCUAAGAAUCCCUUGUCAUGUAUCUUUAGUUGCUGCCGGCAAUUGUUUUUUAUUUUUUUUCCCCAAAGUUAAUAAAUUUAAUUUUUUUUCUCACCUA
Molecule: messenger RNA, 2931 nt
Organism: Zingiber officinale
Lineage: Eukaryota; Viridiplantae; Streptophyta; Magnoliopsida; Zingiberales; Zingiberaceae
Product: probable serine/threonine-protein kinase At1g54610
Exons: 9
Coding region: 677-2707 (676 amino acids)
Biological process (GO): protein phosphorylation; positive regulation of transcription elongation by RNA polymerase II
Cellular component (GO): nucleus; cyclin-dependent protein kinase holoenzyme complex
Molecular function (GO): RNA polymerase II CTD heptapeptide repeat kinase activity; ATP binding; cyclin-dependent protein serine/threonine kinase activity
Source: RefSeq, a predicted model, not a curated record